AUUUGUUAGAAUAUGUAAAAACAUGAUAAUUCAGUCAAUUUUAAAUCAGAUAAAUUUAACUCAUCAGGUCAAAAAAUAUCAAAACAUUUAAAUAGUCAUAUCAUUUUUAAUCUUUUUAAAUCAAUCUCUCUCAUUAUAGAUUGCACUUUGUAAGUCAAAAUUGUAAAAUAUUUUCUAAAAUCUUAAUUAAAUCAAAAUAAAUAAAUAUCAUCGGUUCAGAUUCAAUCAAGUACAAGUCAAAUAAAAUUUGAUAAGUCUAAACAUGCGAUAAUUACAUAGUUGUAAAACUAACCUCAUCAUAAUCAUACUCGGUAGAUCUCACUUAUAGCAGCCAUAAUCCAAAUUUGAAAAAGGUGAAAGAAUCACAAACCAUACACAGAUAUACUUAUCAAAAGAGAUUUGCGGCGGUUUCCAAUGUGUUAUUUUGAUUAUUUAUAUAUUUAACUAUGCACAUCUAAAAAUUCUAAAAAUUUAAUAUUAUGAAAGUAUGUGAUUAGAGGAUUCUAACAAGGUCACAUGUGACUAUAUUUUUCUUACACGUUAACCGCAAUAUAUAAAAUAAGCUUGAAUAAUGAAUAAUAUUAAAAAUAACAAUAGAGUAAGUAUUUCAAAAUGGAAGAAGUAUAAAACUACUGUCGUUCUACUUCGAAAAAAACUUGAACGUAAAGUAUACUCCCAUAGAAGUUUAAUUUAAUCAAAUCCAUAAUUGGGAGUUGAGUUAUUGUUCUUGUGAUUGGUCCAUUAUUUAGGGGUGUUUAAAAAUAUCAAAUUUGGGAAAAUUCGAUCCGAAAUAUUCGUUAUAUAAUUUUAAACCGAAUAAUAAACUCAGAUUUAAAAAAUCCGGAAAAUCCAAACUGUGUAUCUGUUUAAAUAUUGGAUAUUCAAAUCUGGAAAUCCGGAUAAUCGGUAUCCGGUUUAUAAUUUUUUUUUUAAAAAAAAUGCUUUGGAAACCCUAAACCUAAUGGCUAUGGCUAUUGCUAUUGAAAUUAUUCUUCCUCAAGACUCCAUUCCUCAAAACUUAUCUUCAGUCAUUCCAACUCAUCGAACAUCGUCAUAAGCAAGCAGUCUCCAUUCCUCAAAACAGUCGACAAGCAGUCCGACUCCUCGGCCAUCGAACAACCUGUUGGAGUGGACUUGAAUGCAAUUGUACACAAGGUGCUUGACGUUUGGCGUCAAUAAGCCUCAAAUUUUUCUAAUGCGACUCAAAAGAAUUCUGGCAAACAAUUUGGCAAUAUUGGCUUCGAACCCAUUUCAGAAUUCAGGUCAUAUGUUAGUGCAAAUUAAGCAUAAAACAAGUGGAGGUAGAAAACCCAAAAAGAAAAUCUAUCAUAGGGUUCAUGAACUUGACAAAGUCAUGGACUUGCAGAAAAAACCUGCUCUAAUACUUCAACUUAAGGACAUAAUUCAAUCCCAGAAAAAUAAAUGCAUUUUCCUUAGGGACCUUGAAAAGGAAGUGGGGUUUGUGCAAAAAUGGAAUUGUAUGGCUGUUAUUGAAAAGUACCCUAUGAUCUUUCAUGUUAGUGGUGGAAGUAGAACACCCAUCUCAGUUCGGCUUACUGAGAAGGCGAAAAGUGUUGCGGCCGAAGAAAAUGAAGCUUGGAUGCUUAUGGAACCUAUUCUGGUUAAGAACUUGAGGAAAUUGUUAAUGUUGACGGUUGAUUGUAGACUUCCAUUGGAGAAGAUUGAAUUUAUAAAAAGUGUAUUAGGUUUGCCAAGUGAUUACAUGGAGUCACUGAUUCUAAAGUACCCUGAAUUCUUUUGUGUAAAAGAAGUUAAUGGAAAGGCUUAUUUGCAUUUGGAGAGUUGGGAUUCUUCUCUUGGUAUAACUGCCCGCGAAGAGAAAAUGAUGCAGGAAGGAUUGUUAAAGGAUGGCGGGAAGCAAAUGAAAGUUAAGAUAUCAAGAGACGGUAAUUAUCCUGGUCCUCAUGCAUUUCGCAUUUGCUAUGCUGCUGGUUUUAGGCCUAAUACGGGUUUCCUAGUGGAAGUCGAAAGAUGGCAGAAAAUGGAGUUUCCUUCUCCUUACUUAAAUGCAAGGAGGUUUGACCCUGCUGAUCCUAAGGCACGAAAAAGAGUGGUCUCAGUGCUCCAUGAACUUCUGAGCUUGACUGUUGAGAAGCGAAUGACAUCUGUGCAAAUGAGUGGUUUUCAAUCCGAGUUACUUUUACCUGCUAGGCUAUUACUUUGCUUAAUCAAGCAUCAUGGAAUCUUCUACAUCACCAAUAAGGGUGAAAGAAGUACAGUCUUUCUUAAGGAAGCAUAUGACAGUUCCAAUUUGAUUCAACAAUGCCCUAUAUUACGAUUCAAUGCAAAAUUUGUAGCACUAGCGGGUAGAAAGGAUUCAAAUAUCUCCAAUGAGAUUGCUGAAUCGUCGAUACUUUAGCGCUUGUAAGGAAAUUAGAAGUUCAAGGUAUUCCAUCAAAGCAAGCUGAAGUAAUUACUGCAACAAUUAUGGAGGUUUUGCACGAUAGUCUGGAAAAUGUGUCUCAUUCUUUUAUGUCUAAGGCUGAUAUGCAGAAAGAUCAAUCAAUUCAAUUCGAGAUGAAGAGUUGUGUAGAUGGUUGAAGAUGUGAAGUUUUAGGUUAAAGGGUGUUCAGCCGCGAUGAUGUGUUGCGGUCAUCUAAGAGUGAUGCUGAUAUGGAAGAUUACGGAUUUGAGUACUCUAACGAUGAUGGAGAUGAGCAGGAUGUGGGCAUUGAAGGUUGCUUACAUCUUGAUAAUUAUUGAAUCUUUUUUGAUAUUUUAAUUUUUUUAUUUAGUUAUUGAUUGCUACAGCAGAACAUUGAUUAGAUAAUGGCAGCUUGAGUCUUUUCUUAGUGUUGGUUAUUACCCUACAUUUUAUGUUUUUUUUUUCUUGAUAUUCUUUAUGAAUAUAUAGGGGAGUUAAGAAUUGGGAUUCUUUGGAGGAGAAACUAUGUCCUGCAACCUUUUUGAUACUCAGAAAGGGGAUUGAUUCAAUUGAAUUAUGGCGGUUUCUUCAAUUUGUAGAGAAGUUUGUCAAAUCAGCACUAAUUCAUUCGUAAAUUCGAGAAAUUUUAAGGAAUUAUAUCUAUAUGAUUUUUGUUGUUCAUAGUUUCUGCAAUUUGCGAUCAAAAUCUCCAUAUGCCAUUUGAAUUCAUACACAUAAGAAGUUCUUGAUGGGUAGAACGUUGGUGUGGACUUGAAUGCAAUUGCACAGAAGGUGCUCGACGUUUUGCGUCAAUAAGCCUUAACUUUUUCUAAUGCGUCUCAAAGGAAUUCUGGCAAACAAAUUGGCAAUAUUGGGUUCGAAUGCAUUUCAGAAUUCAGGUCAUAUGUUAGUGCAUAUUAAGCAUAGAACAAGUGGAGGUAGAGAACCCAAAAAGAAAAUCUAUCAUAGGGUUCAUGAGCUUGACAAAGUCAUGGACUUGCAGAAAAAACCUGCUGUAAAACUUCAACUUAAGGACAUAAUUCAAUCCCAGAAAAAUAAGUGUUUUUCUCCUUAGGGACCUUGAAAAGGAAGUGUGGUUUGUGCAAAAUAGAAUUGUAUGGCUGUUAUUGAAAAUUACCCUAUGAUCUUUCAUGUUAGUGGUGGAAGCAGAACACCCAUCUCAGUUCGGCUUAUUGAGAAGGCGAAAAGUGUUGCUGCCGAAGAAAAUGAAUCUUGGAUGCUUAUGGAACCUAUUCUGGUUAAGAACUUGAGGAAAUUAUUAAUGUUGACGGUUGAUUGUAGACUUCCAUUGGAGAAGAUUGAAUUUAUAAAAAGUGUAUUGGGUUUGCUAACUGAUUACAUGGAAGUCACUGAUUCUGAAGUACCCUGACGGCCCGUUUGUUACAUAGUAUUAGAGAGCGGUAAUGGUAAUAAAAUUAAGUAGUGAAAAUUUUAGUUGUUUGGAUGCCUUUAAUGGUAAUGGAUAGUAAUAAAAUAAGGUAAUGAAAUUACCAAAAAGGGCCAUUUUCAUUACCAUCAAACAACAUGGUAUUAGGCGGUAAUGGUAAUGAAGUAUUACUGUGUUAAUAAAAUAAGGUAA
Messenger RNA from Amaranthus tricolor (Joseph's coat), 3986 nucleotides. Its product is annotated as protein WHAT'S THIS FACTOR 1 homolog, chloroplastic-like. Bases 1139 to 2380 code for a protein of 413 amino acids. The record is from RefSeq and is a predicted model, not a curated record. Lineage: Eukaryota; Viridiplantae; Streptophyta; Magnoliopsida; Caryophyllales; Amaranthaceae. Gene Ontology annotation, molecular function: RNA binding. The transcript has 6 exons.